Molecule: messenger RNA, 2760 nt
Organism: Nannizzia gypsea CBS 118893
Lineage: Eukaryota; Fungi; Ascomycota; Eurotiomycetes; Onygenales; Arthrodermataceae
Exons: 4
Coding region: 1-2760 (919 amino acids)
Biological process (GO): protein folding in endoplasmic reticulum
Cellular component (GO): EMC complex
Molecular function (GO): protein binding
Source: RefSeq, a predicted model, not a curated record
AUGCGGCUUGAUGCAGCUUCCCUGCUGUGGGCGUCCCUUGUUCCCACAGCGCUGGCAAUCCUCGCAGACGAGGCUUACCAUAUCGACUACCACCACGCUCUCCUAGGCCAACCUGGCGCAGGCAACACCUUCUUCCACCGCUCGAAUCCCUCCUCUGUAGCAUCACUACUCUACACGCACUCAGACAAGAAUAUCCUUGGAGCUGUCAACCCAAAGGACGGGUCGGUGGUAUGGAGACAGAACAUCACAGAGUACUUCCCGCAGGCAGCGGGAUCAUCCAGCGAAGCGUUCUUGCGUGCGGCUGAUAACGAUGAUGCGCUGGUGAGUGCAUUUGGUAACGGUGUUUCGGCAUGGGAUGCGAUUGAUGGACGGUUCAGAUGGGUUCAGCGGGUGACGGAUGGAGUGGUUAGGGAUCUUGAGCUGGUCCCGGGAAUCCAGAGAAACCAUGACAAGAGCGAUGAUGUCCCAUUCCAGGUGUCGGUGGCAUCAAAGUCUACCGGUUACUAUGUGGCAUUGCAGCAUGCGUCUCGGGCUGGAUAUAAAAUCAAGGUCACAACCUUGGAUCUGGCCAAGGGUAAACAGACUGGAAGCCAGUAUACCCUAAACUCAGAGGCAGAAGUGUCUGGACCUGAAUCGAUUCUGCUUGUUGGCGGAAACGCUGCUGCGCCCUUAAUUGCCUGGACAGACAAGGCCAAUACUGUCCUCAAACUCAACGUGCUGGGGUCUGAUGCCGUUGAAUCAAUCAAGCUUGACAUCGAGGAGGUUCGCCAUAUUAAAAUCCACGCAUCACCGAGCUCAAGCGGCCCGGCACAUUUCCUCGUGGAAUGCCGUACCGACUCCGCAUCAUGGGCUGAUGUCUACCACAUCAACCCCAAAUCUAAGAGUGUCACAAAAGCCUACAGCCUUCCAAAGGCACAGGGCCAUCCGGUCAUCACGGCCGGUACUAGCACGGGCUACGAAAACCUCUAUUUCACACGCAUCACUCCAGCGGAGGUCGCCAUCUACUCCUCUGUGUCUGACAAGGCUCUGGGGGCCUGGGAGACUAGCCAGGUAUUACCGGAGAACUCCCAGCAUGCUGUUUCAGAGGUAGUUGCACUUGACUCGGGCGUUUCUGUUCGGUUCGCUCAGGUCGAAGAGUCGGGAGAUUGGUCCUUGAUCCUGAACGGAAAGCUACAGUGGACUAGACCGGAGUCACUCACAGAGACCAUAGCAAUUGCAUGGAACGACCCGAACGAUGGUGUGACUCUCGCCCGCGAGCUCGAAGUAGAAGGCCACCAGAGUGUACCAAUGGCCUAUGCUCAUCGUUUGAUCCGACAUCUCAAGGCCAUACAGCAAUAUUUCCCUGAUUGGUUCAUGGAGACGCCCAUGAGACUCUUGACCAGCUUCAUGCCAAGUGAUAUCAGCGACCUUGUUCAAUUCGGUCUGGGUCAACAGGUUAUCCUGGCAACACGGACCGGGCGUGUCGCAGCAUUGGAUUCAGGCCGUCAGGGAGAAGUGAUGUGGAAUAUCAAAGCUGUUGAUAAUGUCCUUGAUUGGGGCGUGAAAGCCAUCACUGCUCAACUAGGCCUCGCAACCGUCCAUGUCGAUGAUGGUAGCACUUUCCAGGUAAACAUCACCACAGGCGAGAUUACCAGCCGAACUCCUCCAACACAGAAAGUCGCAUCUAUCGCAUUUGUUCCAGACGGCGCUGCAGAGGUUAAAGUUGGUGUUGAGGAACACGGUGUACCGACCGAAUCUGCAUAUGUUGAUGGAAUCGACACCUUCCUUGUCACUAGAGGUGGUGAUAAGAGUAUUCUAGGCUGGAAUACUAGCAAAUCAAAGGCACCUAUGUGGGAGUUCACUGUUCCGGAGGGCCAGAAGAUUAUACAUGCUACUGCACGGCCAGCUCAUGACCCCAUUGCUUCGGUAGGCAAGGUCUUAGGAAACAGAUCCGUGCUAUACAAGUACCUGAACCGCAACCUCGCCCUCAUUACUGCAACUGGCGAAUCUACCGUGGACUUUUAUCUUCUUGACGGCGUGUCCGGUCAGAUCCUGCAUACAGCAAGGUAUACCGACGUUGACACUACCCAGCCCAUAGCCUCAGCCAUCUCUGAGAACUGGUUUGCCUAUUCAUUCUGGGCAGACACAAACGAGCAAUCGGCUGCAAAGGGCUACCAGCUUAUAGUAUCUGAACUAUACGAGUCAUCUCUUCCCAAUGACCGUGGAGUUCUUGGUGACGCUGCCAACUACUCUAGUAUCAGCAGUCUCACCAUGCCACACGUUAUAUCACAAGCCUACAUGAUCCCUGAAGCCAUUUCCAACAUGGCAGUCACUCAAACUCGCCAGGGAAUAACUCUCAGACAACUCCUCUGCACCCUCCCAGCUUCACGCAGCAUAGUCGGCAUCCCACGCCCUAUCCUCGAGCCCCGUCGUCCCGUGGGCCGUGAUCCUACUGCCCAAGAAGCUGAAGAAGGCCUGAUGAGAUAUAACCCGAACCUCGAGUUUGACCCCAAAUGGUAUCUUACGCAUUCCCGAGACGUGAUAGGUAUCCAACACAUCGAAUCCAACCCGACAUUGCUCGAGAGUACAACCUUGAUAUUCUCGUAUGGAUUUGAUAUCUUUGGAACUCGCCUUGCGCCAAGCCAGCCGUUCGAUAUCCUUGGUAAGGGAUUCUCAAAGGUACAGCUUCUGCUUACUGUUGUUGCAUUGAUGGCCGGUGUCAGCGCCCUGGCUCCCUUGGCCCGAAGCAAACAGGUGAACCUCCAGUGGAAAUCAUCCUAG